Molecule: messenger RNA, 2419 nt
Organism: Saccoglossus kowalevskii
Lineage: Eukaryota; Metazoa; Hemichordata; Enteropneusta; Harrimaniidae
Product: polyribonucleotide nucleotidyltransferase 1, mitochondrial-like
Biological process (GO): mitochondrial RNA 3'-end processing; mitochondrial mRNA catabolic process
Cellular component (GO): mitochondrion; cytosol
Molecular function (GO): RNA binding; polyribonucleotide nucleotidyltransferase activity; 3'-5'-RNA exonuclease activity
Source: RefSeq, a predicted model, not a curated record
GAGCACUUGAUACAAGAUGGCAAUGCGUGUAUGUGUUUAUCGGAAUAUGGGUCAACACGUGAGUGUGGCAGUUGGAAAAAAUGACAUAUGUGCUGCAGGCAGCCGUUUCUGUGGACGGAUAAGCAGGUGGAACCACACAAAUCCGUGGAAGGAUGGAAUAGGUAUGGGAGAUAUCGAUAUUCAAAUCGGAGACAAACCUUUAAAACUAUCCACUGGUAAGCUUGCAAGGUUUGCAGAUGGUUGUGCCAUAGCACAGAUAGGAGAAACAUCAGUAAUGGUCACAGCUAUAAGUAAAACUACUCCAUCAGCAUCUUCAUCUUUUCUUCCUCUCACUGUUGAUUUCAGACAGAAAGCUGCAGCAGCUGGGCGAAUCCCAAUGAAUCAUUUAAGAAGAGAAAGAGGACCAACAGAUUUUGAAAUAUUAACAAGUAGAGUGAUUGAUAGAUCAAUUCGUCCUUUGUUUCCACAGGGAUAUGUUUUUGAUAGCCAGAUAAUUUGUAACUGUUUAGCAGUAGAUGGUAUUAAUGAUCCUGAUAUACUUAGUAUUAAUGCAGCCUCAGCAGCUUUAUCCUUAUCCGAUAUACCAUGGAAUGGUCCAGUUGGUGCUGUUAGAAUGGGAUUAAUUGAUGGCAAAUUUAUAGUGAACCCAACUAGAUUAGAACUUAUCAAAAGCAAACUUAAUUUAAUUGUUACUGGUUCCAAGAAAAGCAGUAUUGUUAUGCUUGAAGGAUCUGCUGAGAAUAUUUUACAACCUGAAUUUUGUAAAGCAAUAAAAUUAGGAAUUAAAGAAACUAAUCAAAUCAUAAAUGGUAUUGAAAGUUUAUGUAAAACACAUGGCAAGAAAAAGAGGGUUGUAGAAAAUAUGCUGACAAUACCAGAAGAUAUUUUAAAGGCUGCCACGAAUAUAGCAAAAGACAAGAUAUAUGAAGUGUUUUCAGAUUAUUCACAUCACAAGUUUUCCAGAGAUAAUGCUAUUUCUAAUAUCAGAACUGAAUGUAUAGACAGGUUAACAGCAAUGUUUCCCGAAAAUGAGGUUUUUCUAUUCAAUGAAGCAUUUAAUUUUCUUGUCAAGGAUGUGUUUCGUAAUAUAAUCUUGGAUGAGGACAGAAGGUGUGAUGGUCGGAGUCUCACAGCAUUGAGAGAUAUCUCAUGUGAGGUUGAUAUGUAUAAACCAUUGCAUGGAUCAGCUUUGUUUCAAAGAGGACAAACUCAGGUUCUUUGUACAGUGACUUUUGACUCUAUUGACUCAGCAUUGAAAGGAGAUGCACUAUCGGAAAUUAUCAGUGGAAUUAAAGAAAAGAAUUUUCUACUUCACUAUGAGUUUCCUCCCUUUGCUACUAAUGAAGUAGGUAGAAUGUUUGCAUCUAGAAGAGAACUAGGACAUGGUGCAUUAGCUGAGAAAGCUCUUAAACCAGUUAUACCAAAGAAAUUUCCAUUUACAAUCCGCUUAACAUCAGAGGUGUUAGAAUCAAAUGGUGUUCCCAUUACAGCAGCAGUAGCCGGUGUAGCAAUAGGACUUGUUGCAAAAACAGAAGAUGAUAAUAGGAGUAAUAUUACAGAUUAUCGGCUUAUGACAGAUAUAUUGGGAAUUGAAGAUUAUAUGGGAGACAUGGAUUUCAAAAUGGCCGGCACAAAGAAAGGAAUCACAGCACUGCAGUUGGUAAAAUGGAUGUCUGGUGAGUUGGUACGUAAAAUGGAUGUCUGUGGUGAGUUGGUACGUAAAAUGGAUGUCUGUGAAAAUAUUGAAGUUCCUGUUUUUAAAAGAGCGAAAUUUGUUGGACCAGGAGGCUAUAAUAUUAGGAAACUGAUGGCUGGCACAGGGGUAACAGUGACACAGGUUGAUGAAUCAAAUUUCUCAGUGUUUGCACCAACACCAAAUGCAAUGAUAGAAGCUAAAGAACAAAUAGAAGAAUUACUUCAGGAUGAUCAAGAAAUUGAGUUGGAAUUUGGCGGUGUAUACACAGCAACUAUUACUGAAAUAAGGGAUUCUGGUAUAAUGGUUAAAUUGUAUCCAUCAAUGACCCCCACGUUGUUGCAUAAUUCACAGUUAGAUGUUAGAAAGAUAAGUCACCCAAGUGUUCUUAAAUUUGAAGUUGGUCAAGAAAUCACCGUUAAAUUCUUUGGGCGGGAUCCUGUCAGUGGUAAAAUACGUUUGUCACGAAAAGUUUUACUGGCACCAGCAUCAGCAGUUGUACGACAUCUUGGACCUAAGGAUAAUUCAUUCAGUAAUACUGGAGUCUGAAGUGUGUGUCAUCUGCCAUCAGAAGAGUAUGACAUUCACCAUUUGGGGAUUAUGACAUCCAACAUCAGAAGAGUAUGUCAUCCUUCUUCACAAGUGUAUAUCAUCCACCAUCAGAGAACUAUGUAAUCCACCAUCAGAAGAGCAUGUCAUCCAUCGUCAGAGGAGUAUCUCCUCCAU